UGACAACUCAGAAAUAAAUAAAAAUGUUCUGAAAUCACAAUCAAGAUGGAUUCUGUAGACUAGUUAUUUGUUUUAAUAGUUUAAGACGAAGCAACAAUGUCUAAAUAGUAUAUAAACGUAACAUUAUAUUUGGAUAAAUAAAUGUUACGACAAAUUUAAUUUACAAUUCAUUUGCUAUGAAAAAUAAAAACAGUCAAAACUUAUUUACAAAAGUAUAAGCUUGUUGCCGCGCAAUCAAAUUUUACUUUGUGCCUGUUUCGUUUAUUACAUUUCAUUGAAGUGCUGGUUGUAUUAUAAACCGAUUAUUUGUUUUUAUUGUGCAGAUUAUAUUAUAAAUAUAUAUUAAGAAAUAAUAAAUACAACAUGGUUUCUUAAAAUCAGUCUAAUGGUUUCAAGUUUUGUUAUAAUUAUUUUCACUAUCAAGAAAAAUGCAGGGUGAUGAUCCACCUUACCUUCCAGUGGGAACUGAUGUAAGUGCCAAGUAUAAAGGUGCAUUUUGUGAAGCAAAGGUAAAGAAAGUGGUGCGGAACAUUAAGUGCAAGGUAACUCUUAAAGCGGGAGGAAUCGCUACCGUCAAUGACGAUGUAAUAAAAGGUACCUUGCGAGUUGGCAGUACAGUAGAAAUAAAGCAGGAUCCCAAGAAAGAUUCCAUUGAAGCGGUCAUUACUAAAAUACAAGACUGUAGCCAGUACACUGUUGUAUUCGACGAUGGCGACAUCACGACAUUACGUAGAUCGGCUUUGUGUCUCAAGAGCGGAAGGCAUUUCAACGAGAGCGAGACGCUGGAUCAACUGCCCCUCACGCAUCCGGAGCACUUUUCCACGCCCGUCAUAGCCGGCAGACGCGGACGGAGAGGGAGGGCACAAUCCGACGAGAGCGAAGGCGAAGGGAGCUCGCGUCGGACGAAGGCGGACAGCGCGGAGAGGGAGCCUCACGUCGGCCGAGUGGUCCUCGUGGAGUCGGCCAGCGGAGCGGAGCGGAGGCGGCCCCACCAGCCGGCAUUCCCGGCGCUCGUGGUCGCGCCGACCGCUCAGAUCAAGGUCAAGGAGGACUACCUCGUGAGGUCCUUCAAAGACGGCAGAUACUACACCGUGCCGAAGAAAGAGGCGCGCGAGUUCCGCAAGGGUGGCGCCCCCCCGGAGUGGAGCGGCGUAGAGGCGGCGCUGCAGUACCUCGACGACGGUGUGCUGCCGCCGCACUGGGAUCGCGACUCGCUCUUCGACGAGCCCCGGAACACGUCCGACGACAGCUCGGACGACGAGCCUCGCGAGGAGAAGGACCACUUCGUGGCGCAGCUGUACAAGUUCAUGGACGACCGCGGGACUCCGCUCAACCGCAAUCCCACCAUCGCCAACAGAGAUAUCGACCUGUACCGACUCUUUCGAGUGGUGCAGAAGCUGGGAGGCUACAAUCGGGUCACCAACCAAAAUCAAUGGAAGACCAUAGCCGACAAAAUGGGCUUUCACCCUGUCACCACGAGCAUCACCAACUUGUGUAAGCAAGCCUAUAAAAAGUUCCUCCACAGCUUCGAGGAUUUCUAUCGCAAACUGGGCGUGACUCUGGUGGCGCACCCUCGCGGCGCUCGAACGCCUCCCGCCGGGCGCUCGCUCAUCCGAGACCGCGACAAGCAGCCGCCCGCCGCCGCCUCCGCUUCCGCCGCGCCCGCCACGUCCACGCCCACCGCUUCGUCCGCCGCCUCCACGCCCACCUCCGUCUCGUGCUCCUCCACCCGCGGGAGAGACAAGGACUCGGACAAGAGCGAAACGGAGAGGAGCGACAAGAGCGAAAAGAGCGAGAAGGAGGAGAAGAUAGAGAAGUCCCGGGCGAGCGACGAGGACGACAGCGCCGACAACCAGCCGCUGGCACCGCGCUGCGCCACGCCUAAGUCUGAAAAGGAGAAGGAGAAGGAGAAAGACAAGAGUUGGCCCGCGAGCGAAGAGAGGGUCCCCGUCAAGUCUAGAUCCCUCUCGAAGACGAGGAGCCUGCCUCCCGCCAAGAGCGAGUCGCACGAGAAGCGCCUCCCCAAGAGGAGGCCUCUAUCCUCGAAGCUGAACGAGGGCGGCGGCUCCAUCUCUCGAGGCUCGCGAAGACCUCACGUCUCCACCGACAGCGACAGCUCCGGCCGGGUUUCGAGGUGCGGGCUCGGGAAGAAGACGCCGAGUCGGCGGAGUCAGAGCGCCAACUCGGCGAGCAGCGGCAACACCGUGGCCUCCGACGGCGGCAAACGACCGCGCAAGAGGAAGUCCACCGAGUCGGUGCGCGUCGACCGCUCUCCGGCGGUUGCCUGCGCGCGCGGCUCCCGGGUUCUCACGGACGGUUGCCGUCUCGGGCCGUCCGCGAGCGACCCGGUCCGGAGAUUGGGCAGUUCGAACGUCAAGGCGCAAGUGGGCGACAAGCUCAAAGUGUACUACGGCCCCGCCCAGUCGGAAUCGAAGGUGACCUACGAGGCGAAGGUGAUCGAGGUGUCCCGCGGCGGACUCCUGCGCGUGCACUACACGGGCUGGAACACGCGCUACGACGAGUGGAUCAAGCCCCAACGCAUCGCGCUCAACGUCUCGCAGCUCGAGGCCGAGAAGGGGACGAGCGUCGGCCGGCGAGCGAGAAGCAAGCGACCGGAGGGUCACGCGCCGCAGGUUUCGGGUAAAUCCGUACGGACGGACAGCGACAGCGACUCGGACACGGACGCGGACGCGGACUCGAAGGGACCGCCGAAGAAGCCGGACGGCAAAACCAGCCCGAAGACUCCGACGCAAUCCAAGGAGGCCAAGGCCGGCGGCGACGGCCCCGGUAAGCCUCGGAAGAGGCCCGGCCGAGCGGUGUCCACUCCGUCGGCCUCCUCCCCGCCCAAGAGGUUGCGCCUCGACGCGCCUCAUCCGAGCCAGGGACGCCAAGGCAGGGACUACGACCUCAACGAGAUACGGUCCGAACUCAAAGGCCUUCAGACCGUGAAACAGGAGCCGGAGGAGGCGAUCGACGACGAACCCGUCCCGGCCGACCCGUCGGAUGCGGAACCCGCCGCGGCGCCGACGGCCUCCGCAGAGGGAGCCCGGCCGGACGGGCAGACCGAAGACGUCUACGAGUUCAAAGAGCCGGAGCCGUUCGAACUGGAGCUGCACGAUGAGAAGAAAAAGAGAACUCAUCGAAUCUUCGAUGACAUUUCGCCCACGAAGUACGCCUCGACUCUGUCCAAAUCCCUCAGCGAAGAGAUAUCCGAAGAUCCCGCGAGACCUAGACCGGCGUUCGGGUCGCCUUCGCCCUCGCCUUUCGGAGAAUUUGCCCCCUCUUGCGACCCCCCCGAGCGGGGCAGCCCCGAAGGAGACUCCAAGGACGGCUCGUUCUCCCUGGACGACGACUCUCUUCCCGGCGAAGGGAGUUCGGGGCCCGUUUUCGAAGGGUUCACUCCCGCUAAGAACCAAGAGACGUAUUCCAAAAAAAAUAAAGUUCCUAAAAUGCGAGAGAUGAUAGACGACUCUCCGGAGAGUCCGGCCGAUGACGAACGGUCGUCGGACGACGAGCGCGAGGUCACCGUCAAGGAAGAGGAGCGUUCGCUCAGCCCGACCAUCUCGACGCCCGUCGCCAAGAAAACGGCCGAAGCCAUCGAGGAAGAGCCCGGCGAGGGAGGAACCGAGCGAAACGAGGAGGUCAAGGACGCCAUCACCCUUCUGGAGGAAUUGCCGCCUCUCGAGUCUAUUCCGAUGCCUCCCGACACUCCGCCCCCGCAGAGCGAGAUCCAAAUCGCCGGAGCCUCGCCGAAGGAAGACGUCGAACCCGCCGAAGACACGAAAGAAGAGAAAAUAUCAGCGGAAGAAAUGAACCUUUCGUCUAUUCCGCUUCCCGAGGCCGAACCGAAAACACCGCCCAGGCCAAUAAAGAUAGAGCGACUCGACCCCGACCCCGCUCCGGCCGAGCUCGACGCGCCUUCGAGCCCGAUCGACACCGAGGAAGACAAGUCGGAGCCCGACAGUCCCGCGCGGAUCGACGUCCUGCCGGAACCUCCUCCCGGAUUCCUGUUGCAAUCCGAGGGCCCCAAAAUCGCCGAGAAAUUACUCAAAGCCAUCAACAGCGCCAAGCGCCUGUCCACGUCGCCGCCCCCGGCGGAGGCCCGACCCGACACUCCCGAGAGGGACGGGCCCUCCGUCGUGAGGUUGGACGGCGACGAGUCGCAGGUUCUCGCCGAGCCGAGGCAACUCGCCCCGAAGCCGGAAUCGCUGAAGCCCCCGGCCAGACUCGAGGUCGCCAAGAGAUCGAGUCCCGCGGAAACGAAAGAAUCCACGUUCGGCGAAUCGGCCGACGCGUCGGACGCGAGACGCGAAGCCGCGGAUAUCAAAAAGGUGAAGCCCAAAGAGUCGCCGCUCUCGCCGCCCUCGCUGCGGGCCACCCCGAGCGCGCUCGAGAGGCGGAAGAGCGCGGCCGAUCUGCCGCUCGGCCCGGGGAAGAACAACAAGGUGCUGAGCGACACGAUCCAAAAACUAUCCAGUCAAAUCAACCAGUCGGCGUCGGCGGCCGCUCCGCCCCCGCAGCCCUUCCGGCCCGAGGACGACGGAGGCGACUCCACGGAUUCGGACGACUCCGACAGAAGGUUGAUCAUCGACAGGGCGGCCGACGAGCGCGCCGGGCCCCACGCCGGCAAGUCGGCGGGCGAGUGGAGCGCCGGCCAGACUCUGCUCAUGCUGGAGGACGCCUGCAAGAAUCAGCGCAAGCACGGCGCCAACGUGGUGGUGGCCGGCGGCGGCCGCGGCGCGGCCCCGGAGGACGACGGCAGCCUGUCCCUGCUGCUGUGCGAGGAGACCAUCCCGGGCUCCCCGGCUCCCGACGCCGAGCCGGCGCCUUCGCGAAACCCCGCGCCGCACACGCCCUUCGCCUGCGCGCCGCAGCAUCAUCACCGGGACGCCCCCGGCGGCCCGGGCGCGUUCGCCGGGGCGGCCCGCGCCGCGUCCGGCGACCGGCGACGAGAUUCCGGAGAGGCGCGGCAGGCCGAGGCCGACGCCGCUCGAGACGAAGACCGGGGCGACGCGUGGCCGAGGAGGCACGCCCUGAUCGACAACACGCCGCCCACCACGCCCGACAGCAGCCUGGACCUGUCGCCGCCCAGAGAGCGCCGCGCGUCGGAGCGAGACGGCCCCGCGGAGCGCAAGGACGAGGAGGACGACGGCCGGGCGCCGCCCGACGGAGACGGACCGGCCGGUGAGUUCCGUCUCUUCGGAGCGACCCAGCGAACGAAUCCGAUCUAUCCUUGGAACGUGUCGGCAGCGGGCGGACGGGCGCGGCUGACGUCGGAGAGCUCGAGCUGCGGGCGCGGCAGGGGCCGGCGGCUCCGCCGGGACACGGACGACCACCACCCGCUCAAGUACGACUUCUACGUGGAUCUCGACCCCGCCUGGGACUCUCGGUCGCGCAUCAAGCUGCUGACGACGAGGAUGUCGGACCUCCGCAAGGCGUACCACUCCGUCAAGGCCGAGUUGGCGGCCAUCGAUCGCCGAAGAAAAAAAUUGAGACGCAAAGAGAGAGAGGCCGUGAAAGCCGCCAAGGCGGCGUGCUCGUGACGGGAGCGGCCUCUCCCCGCCUCGUUCGCUGUGCAAUAAUGCGGCCUUCGUUCGCGGGUGCGUCGGGUGCCGGAUGCAGUACGACGGUAUAUGGACGGACAUGUAUAUAGUUGUGUUUAAAUGAUGUAUGACUCGAUGUUAUAGAAUUUUACUUAAUAAAGCGUUUGCACAAUA
This is a messenger RNA of Pieris brassicae (large cabbage white), 5717 nucleotides long. RefSeq names its product AT-rich interactive domain-containing protein 4B (gene htk). The record is from RefSeq and is a predicted model, not a curated record. Gene Ontology annotation, cellular component: nucleus. Gene Ontology annotation, molecular function: transcription cis-regulatory region binding. Gene Ontology annotation, biological process: regulation of transcription by RNA polymerase II. The transcript is spliced from 22 exons. Lineage: Eukaryota; Metazoa; Arthropoda; Insecta; Lepidoptera; Pieridae. Bases 429 to 5543 code for a protein of 1704 amino acids.